Molecule: messenger RNA, 3587 nt
Organism: Hyposmocoma kahamanoa
Lineage: Eukaryota; Metazoa; Arthropoda; Insecta; Lepidoptera; Cosmopterigidae
Exons: 8
Coding region: 195-3587 (1130 amino acids)
Source: RefSeq, a predicted model, not a curated record
CGCCACAAUCGCAUUUGAGUAUUGUGAGUUGUGCAGUUCUCUAGACGUUAUCGUAAACGCGUGAUAAACCAGUCGCAAGCGCAGCGACGACGUCCGCACUAAUAGUGAAUUGGGAAAAAACGCGUUAAUUCGCAAUCAUUUCGGUUCACACUCCACACAGGUAUGCUUGUCAACAAAGUGUCAGUAUCUCCAAAAUGCAGUGGAGAUUAGUAGCGUGGUUGGGUGUGUGGGGCGAGCUACUCUUGGUCGGAGGCGCCUGCGCACAAAUCCCCUCUCCCAACCCUGACCAAAACUCCCACGUGCUCGAGCCCGCAAACCUGCGCCUCACAGAGGAAGGCAACAAAAGUGACCCUGUACAAACACAGAAUCUAAAAGAAGACCCUGUUUCGCUUCUAAGAGAAACUGACUAUGGACCCGUGAUGGGCGUAAACUGGAGAAGUGAUGAUAAUAUUUUGGCAUUCAUUGAUAUCCCGUACGGAGCGGUUGAGAAACCUUUUGCGGCACCAAUUAAUCCCACGAGCUGGAGCGACCCGCUGCACUAUGCGUCGCACACGAAGCUAUGUCCGCAGCUGCAGCCGCCGGACGACGAGCCGGUGUUAGUGGGCAACUUAGAAUGCUUGACGCUCAGCAUAUUCACGCCGGUCCACGCCGAUAACCUUUCGGUGCUUUUCUAUAUCUACGACAGCAAUUUUGUGAGUGACAGUGCUGAUCCCGGAAUCUAUGGCCCAGAACAUCUCGUAUCUAAAGACGUCAUUUUAGUCUUACCCAACUAUCGACUUGGUCCACUCGGAUUUCUAUGCCUUCAGAACAAGACAGCGCCAGGAAACGCUGCUUUGAAAGACCUGGCUUUGGCAUUAAAGUGGACAAAAAACAACAUAAAGGCAUUUGGAGGAAAUUCAGCUAAAAUUGUAGUAGGUGGUGAAGGCGCGGCUGGAGCGCUGGCUCAGUACCUAGCACUAUCUCCUAUGUCUAGGGAAUACAUAAAGGGGGUCAUUUCGGAAAGUGGAUCAGUGCUCGCGCAUUGGGCUAUAGACAGAGACCCAAUAGCUACAGCAACAAAAUUAGUUAAUGCUAUGGGGGAACCGAUUAGUGACGAUAUCGAAAUUAAAGAAAUCAUAAGUAAAUCUCACGGAAUUGACUUCAGGCCUUGUGUAGAAAAAGGAUUAGAUUCGUUCAUUAAUGAAUCAUCUUGGCAAAUCUUAAAUAAAGAGAAAACCUUCAGUAAGUUAAGAGGUAUUGUCUUCAUGAUUGGAUCUGCAGAUCACGCCGGAAUGCAAGAGGCGGCCGAUCAAAACUUACUACACAUGAACUAUGACUUUACAAAGUUUUUACCCAACGAUUUAAAGUUCAUGACCGAAGAUGAAAUAAGAGAAGAAAGUGAUAAAAUUAGGGAUAUUUAUUUCCAAGGGCCAAUAGAGGACAUUGAAGACGUUUCGCUGUACCAUACUGAUGCUUCCUACCUUGGUCCUUCAAUACGCACUGCACGUUUACUCGCUAAGGCUGGCGCUACAGUAUACUUCUACGAGUUUUCCUACGUAGGACAAUUGAAUAGAGUGAAAAAUUCACUACUGGAACGCAUCAACGUGAAUGGCGCCGCGCGGGGCGACAUUGUCGGUUACACCUUCACUGAGGGAGACACUACAUUCUCAAUGGAAGAUGAUGAUAAUAUGAUCCACUUUAUGACAACUCUAUGGACUAGUUUCGCCAAAGAAGGAAAACCAUCUACGGCGGACGUCGAAUGGAGCAUAUUUAAUAAUGCAAAGGAAGAGUCGGAAGUAUGGUUAUCGAUAGGCACUGAGCCAAAGGUGAACACUUCGGGCAUGUAUGUGAACCGGCUGCAUCUCUGGACUGAGCUGUAUAAAAACCGCUUCAUCGAUAACCGAGCCCUGGGUUUGAACCCUUGCCAAUUUUUGAUGUUUCUGGUUUCAGUCGUUCUAUUUACUUUCAAAAUAAUGGCGCGAGUGGCGACGCACCUGUUGCUGUGGGGUUGGCUGGGGCUUUGCGACGGACAGAACAGCAUCGGGGGAGUGGUGGGGGGUCGAGGGGGGCUGGCGUGGCGCGCGCAUCGCGAGGUGAAUACGGACCAGGGCGCGGCACGCGGUUACCAGCACACGCCGCCCGCGCACUACGUCUUCCUCGGACUGCCGUACGCAAGCCCGCCAACACAUCGCGACAGGUUUAAGGCACCAGACCCCCCACCAGAGUGGGACGGCAUCUUCGAGGCGACGCACCGCGUCAAAUGCGUGCAGCCAUCGGGCGAGGGCGACGAGAACUGUUUGGUGGCGAACGUGUUCGUGCCCGAGCGCGAAGUCGGCGCCAGCGCGCUGCCCGUGCUCGUGCAUGUUCACGACGGCGGGUUCCAAGAAGGCUGGGGCUCUUAUCAGCCCCCAGAACGGCUUCUUCAAGAUUUCAUUGUGGUGACUUUCAACUACCGCUUAGGAGUCAUGGGGUUCCUCUGCCUGGGCACAGCCGAAGUCCCAGGUAAUGCUGGACUCAAGGACCAAAUUGCGGCCCUUUACUGGAUCCACAGAAAUAUUCACAACUUUGACGGGAACCCGCAUAAUAUCACGCUUUACGGAACAGGGGCUGGUGCAGUGGCUAUACAACUUCUUCUCUUAUCAGGGUUAACCAAAGGGCUUUUCCAUCAAGUGAUUCUAGAGUCAGGCUCGGUACUAUCUCCAGGUUCUAUGGCUUAUGAUCCCUAUACAACAGCUCUUAAUGAAGCCAUUAAUCUAGGUUACGAUGAUGAGGAUGACACAGCUGAUCUAAUUGAGUUUUACCAGGACUUAUCUAUUGAAGAAUUAGUCAAUAUUACCUCAUUAUUUCUGCCAUGUGUUGAGAACAGUUACUACUACGCUCAUAGUUUAAUAGCCAAGGACCCAAAGCAAAUAUUAAAACAGGGUUUCUUUGAUCAAGUACGGCUGCUAAUUGUGUAUACAGAAGCUGAAGAAAUAUCUAUAAUUGAAGAGAAUUCAGCAAAAUGUAGUGUAGUGCCUGAAUAUUUUGAUGAUUUACUGCCUAACAAUUUGGAUUUUCAAAGUGAGGAUAUAAAGUACAGAAUGGCAGAGUUUAUUAAACAAUUUUACUUUGACGAAAAAGAGCUGAAACCUGAUUCUAUUAUGGAGUGUUACAUAGAUUAUAUUAAUGAUAUCUUUAUGGAGUAUCCUAUGGUUAAGUUUGCCGCAAUGUAUGCUUUAAAAAGUACUUUGCCAGUGUAUCUUAUGAAGUUUAACUUUAAUGUGGAUACAGAUAAGACGGCAAAGCACAGCGACAUAUUCAGUUAUAUUUUUGCUAAAGUUGACCAAUUAGAAAGUGAUGAGGAGACCACAGUGCAAAGACUGCUAAGUCUUUGGAAGAACUUUAUGACCUUUGGGGACCCUACGCCACUGUCAACUCCUCUAGUGCCAGUAAUCUGGCAACCUUUAAACCCUGAAGGCAAAUUCCAAGAAAUGGAUAUCCACAUAGCUUCCUGUUUACUCUUCAAUAGAACCUUAGUGAUGAGCAAGCCACCGGCCAGUCAGCGGCUUAGCUUUUGGGAUCGCAUUUAUAAUAAAUUUUACAAGAUUCAUACUUUCGAUAAUUCAUAA